Molecule: messenger RNA, 1521 nt
Organism: Saccharomycopsis crataegensis
Lineage: Eukaryota; Fungi; Ascomycota; Saccharomycetes; Ascoideales; Saccharomycopsidaceae
Exons: 1
Coding region: 1-1521 (506 amino acids)
Source: RefSeq, a predicted model, not a curated record
AUGGUGUCAAGUCAUCACAGCUCUUACAAAAAUGCCAUCGAGUUAUCUCUCAAUACCAUCGACAAUGAAGUGUACCUUAAAGGUCUCCACAUUUUUGAUAAUGAAGGUGAUAGUUUAACGGCUCUCCGAGGCUCCAUCACUUUGAAAGUGAAAAAACCAUUUUAUUUGCAGCACCUACAGUCGUUGAAAAUAUCGUUCCAAGGUGAGCUUCUUACCAAAGUCUUCCCAUCACAUUCUGGUGAAGAUACCAAGACCUUAAAAGACAUUGUCAUUCAAGACCAGCUAGAUUGGGACUUAUCGGAUAUAAACCCAUCGUCAUUAUCAUCCAGUGACACAUUGGUAUACCCAUUUCAAUUUCUUGUGGACUCAAAACUCCCAGAAACCAUCGAAACUUAUUUUAAUAAAGUGUCAUAUUCAUUAACGUCCACUCUUAAAUUUCAUUCUCCGAAAAAAUCUUUGGACAAACCUUACAAAGAAAUCACCGUUACUGCUCCGAUUGCCAUCAUGAGAAUCCUUCAUGAUCCGCUGCUACUUGAGUUUGGCAACCAAGCGAUUAUUGAGGGAUCUUAUAAGAAUUAUUUCCAUUAUUCCGUUAACUUCUCUCAUAAAAUAAUUUAUUUGGAUGAUACCGUCGAUUGCACGGUUGAAAUUGUACCGACAUCAAAACUAUUCACCGAGCACCAAUUUUGCAAAUUGAAGAGAUUUCAAUUAUUUCUUUUGCAAAACUAUAAUCCUAACGUGGGAUGUUGCCCUCAGAGAUCUAUUAAGAAAAGAAAGUUGGUGGUGGCCGAGCAUAAAUUCAAAUCUCAAGAUUGGUGCAAGUCAUCAGGAAGUUACAAAUUCUCAAUGCAAAUCAACUUCCAGAAAAUCCAAGCCAAUUUCUACGGGUAUUAUCCAACAUUUGGCAAUUCCGCCCGUAUUGCCCCUUUUACCAUCCAACAUUAUUUGCGAUCGAUGUUCAUUAUUGAAGAGAAGCUUUUUGAAGAUGAAGAGGUGCUUGAAAGACUUUUCAAGACGGUUGAUUCUUAUUCUAGUGGGGCUAAUACCAUAAAUAAAGGUCUGAAAAGAGAGUCCAUUUCGUCGUCGUCGUCGUCGUCGUCGUCCGCAUCCACUUUUUAUUCUGCACGGGGAUCUUUCGAUUCGGUGAUCACUUGUGCUGAGGAAUUGUUAAGUAGCUUAGUUUCACAAACCAAACAUAAGAUGGAACCCACCGAAUUGUAUUUCAAGAAUUCCAUUUGCUUAUUGCCAGAAGAUACCCGAUUUGCCAAUUUACCCCCACCGAAUUAUGCGCCAUAUCUCAAGAAUUCCCACGGUAGUGGGGAGGCAGGGUGCUGCUGCUCUCUGAAAUCGGUGCAGUUGAGUAAUUCCAGGCACUGGAAGAAGAAUAUGUGGUGGAAUCGGUUGAUGACUCCGAAAAUUAACAGGAUGGAGUAUUGGAAGUUACUUUGCUCUGUGUAUGAGGAGAAUAAUGGUAGUUGUUGGAGCAAGCCUCCGAGCUAUUCCAUGGCGUUGGAAUUGUGA